AUGAUUGGCUUCGCAACUGUUUCUUUCACUUAUCCGCACUUAUCUCGUUUCAGGGGUUCGCGGGGCUCAGCACUGCGCAUCGAGUUCAUUAAAGGGAAUGUAAGCAUCGAUGGGAAGUAUCAGAAUAACGUGGCAGAUGGCGACAGGGCUCUCAUAGCUCUCAAUCGUAUAUUCAGUACUGGUACUAUGACUGUGUCUGGCGAGUACUACAACAAUACGUGCGCUAAAGGCGCAUCGAUUAUAGAUUGUAUUAGUUCUUUUGCUGGGAAGCUAGUUAUAGAUGAUUCAACAAUCUUCGAGGAUAAUCUUAGCAUUAGAUACCCAGACCGAGCGAUUUGGUUAGAAAUAGAGGAUCUGGAGGAUGGUACUGUAUACAAAGAUAUCAUCUACAGUGAGGCUGAGCUACAAGAGCUGACGGCUGAUUUGAUUAUCACUCCAGAAUACACAGUCGACACCUAGGGCUAUGGAUGAAGCAAGUUAGUAACAGCAAGCACGAUGGAAAGCCACACCGUUGCAAUAUCAUUGACUUCAGUGUUGGCGACUAAAGGAACGGAAUCGACAAUCAUAUCGAUGUCGAUGGCUGCAGAUAUAUAAAUAAAACCGAAUUUUGCGUCCAGAGAGACUUCGUUCGACGAGGUGGACACUGUCGUGAUUGAUGAA
Molecule: messenger RNA, 660 nt
Organism: Sphaeroforma arctica JP610
Lineage: Eukaryota; Ichthyosporea; Ichthyophonida
Exons: 1
Coding region: 1-459 (152 amino acids)
Source: RefSeq, a predicted model, not a curated record